Gongylonema pulchrum is the source of this 501-nucleotide messenger RNA. The record is from the annotation of a GenBank genome assembly. NCBI's taxonomy places the organism in Eukaryota, Metazoa, Nematoda, Chromadorea, Rhabditida, Gongylonematidae.
AUGUUUGGUACAACAGUACCUAUGCCGGCAAAUGGUCAAGCACCAGGGAAUGGCCGCUUACCGCAUGGUAUUAGGCGAUCAUCCUCCUCGAGCAGCACACUGCGUGCAACGAAACAACAGCAACCGCAACGACAACAGCAACAACAACAGCAAUCACAACAGCAGCAGGAGCAGGCACUGAUAAAACCUAGAAAGUCGAUGGAGCCAAAAGCGCCGAUCGCACAAGCCGAGUGUAGCGACACGGACUACGAUACUGCUCGGUCGCUGUGUCGGCCAGUUUCGAUCGACAAAGCUAAAAGCAGUGACACGAUUACAACGGUUGAGAACAGAUACUCGAGAGAGCGAGCCCAGAGCGCGGAAACUCGGCCAAACGGUAUGGUAUUCGUUAAGCAGCCGCCAACGAAAAUUCGCCCCAGGCAUCGUUCGCAACACCGUGGCAGCGGAAUUUUUGCCUCGUUUCGAAAAUCUACAAAAAAUUCCACAGCGCCGCAGAAUGGCUAA